GCUUGAACAACCCACUCACUCAUGCAAAAAUCAUUGUCUUCCAGCUUGCAAUGCGACCUCUAACUCUUCAUGUAUCUGCACUCAACGAUCUCGAGUACAACUUAUACACAUCAUCUCUCAAUGACCUCGCCGUUUCACCUGACUCUACCACCGUCCACGACGAUGCCCACUUUGAAGCAAUGUCCGUUGGCGUCCGCGAAGUCAGAGCAUGGCUGCGAGGCAGAUAUCCUCAUCUACCAGCUGCUGAUAUUGACAAGAUCUUGAAACUCUUCUACCCAAACCUGCUCCAUACAGAUUAUCUCACUGGCGGCCAGUUUUUUGCUGCACUAAGGCUUGUCCUUCACGCCGUGUCAGGUAAACGCGUUGAUAGAACUCUCGCGUUUGUGCAAGCCCACCCAAUCCCAGAAGUUCUUGAACGAUCAAGAUCAACUUCUCCUUCCAAGCGUCAAGUCCACGCUCCACCUGUUCAUCCCGGCCGACCUAAACAAUAUGCCACAUCCUCCAACUCUUCCUCCCCAGACACGAAUCCCUUUCGCAAAUCACUCGAGUCUGAUACGCAGCAGUCUUUAUCCUCUGUUCCGGAUCAAUGCGACACCCCUCCUGUCAUUCCCUGUCGUCCGCCACAGAAGAUCAGCCAUAAUCCGUUCUUGAUGCGUGACAAAGCAAAUGGGACAGACGCUGUCAUCACAUCACCCGAGCGGCGCAAGGAUGGCAAAAUUCCACCGCUUCCUCCUCGAAAACCAGCACCCUUGGUUGCUCAAGCACGUCGCACAUCAUCAGCCCAGCCUCUAGGCGCGCCUGGUCUGGCAGCAUUUCAUCCUUCUCACAAUAUUAAACCAAGUCACAUCAUGAGUCCCCUAAUGAAACAAUCACUGGAGGCUAGCAAGCACGGUCAGAACAUGAAGCGUGUUGAAGAACAGCUAGAUCGUGAGCGAGUUCUACAGGUGCUCAAGACGACGUCAUCCGGCUCGUCGGCGAGCAGCAGGCCACGCAGCCUAAGUCCCACAAAGCAGCUCCGCAAAGGAUUCGGGAGUCGUUCGUCUGGAUCUGAAGACACGUGUCCUGCACCUCCACUUCCCCGCCGACGAAUACCCAGCUCUCCAUCAUCAACGUCAAGUUCCCUGCCGUCCAUCGACCAAGUGGCAAGCGCUAGCUUAAACACCCAGUCCUCACAUACGCCCACCCUAUUCCGCCCACCAAUUCCCAGCAGAGAAUCCACGCUUCCAAUUACGACACCAGACAGCUCGUCCCAACUACCCGCGCCACCGACUCACCCAGAUCGUAGACCCACAAACGACACAGCAGAGUCCACCACCUCCACCUCCACGCGUCCAACACGGUCCAAGUCAUUGCACCACACUGCAACGCCCCCACUUCCCCCUCCUCGGCGCAAGCGUCCCGAGAGCAUCCAACUCACUACAGCGUCAAGCACAUCGGAGCUCCCCUCGUCCGCAUUUCCCUCGCACACACGAACAUCCUCAUCCUCAUACCACGGCCUAUCUCGUCAUAUCUCCCUCACGAGAGACCGCGACGCCACCGACGCCUCGCCGAUGUCGCACAUCCAGAAGACUAUCUCAAAUUUCCAACUCAAAGCCCAGCCGAAACUGGAUGCGGCGCGGUACAAAGCCGAGGCGGGUCUCAGUCGGCGGGGGUUCGUUCAUCAUUCGCAUGUUGGUGCGCCUGGGAGAUGGGUGGAGGAGGGUGAGCAGGGGUUGAUGACGGGUACCCAUCGGGAGGAGGAGGGCGACGACGGUGCUCAUGUUGAUCGCGAUCCGUAUACUGAGCCUCAUUCUGACGACGAGCCGAGCUCAGGGGAAGACGCGGAGCAGAUGAAGAGCUCUGCAGUACAUCGCGACUUUCUGAAGGAAGCAGACAACCUCAAAUGGCCAGCAGGCGAGGGGUGGCGACCGCUGUAGCCUGACAGACAAAUACCUACGAUAGGGUAUUCACGAGUCAUGAUUCAGCAAGCAAGGGGGUAAUCGUGCACUCAUUACACUUGUCGUAUCUAUAUC
Molecule: messenger RNA, 2012 nt
Organism: Suillus clintonianus
Lineage: Eukaryota; Fungi; Basidiomycota; Agaricomycetes; Boletales; Suillaceae
Exons: 4
Coding region: 51-1916 (621 amino acids)
Source: RefSeq, a predicted model, not a curated record